GAAGCAGCGUGCGUGAUUGCGUUGCAGCGAUACGAUGACGUCAGACGCAGACAUAGCAACCUUCAUGGGCCGGUGAAGCUUCGCAGUAGCGAGGACAGAUAGCAGGCAGCUAGCAACAAAGCUGUAAAAGAUGAAAUAAUAAAGGCAAUAUUUAUUUAUAAAGUAUUAUUUUAACUAAUAUACUACCUCACAUUCAUAUAAAUGCUCAAAAUGACGAUUUCCAGUGAAACGCGAGUAUACUGAGUAUGGGAUUCCGGACAGUUUCUCAACAUGGAUCACAAACCAGGGUACCUCUCUGGCUCAUCUGGCAAACUGAUGAAUCAAUACAUGAUUAAAGACCAUAUGGUGUCACAUUACAGAAAGCUUUAUUCAGCCAAAGCUGCUGUUGACUGCUCGGUACCUAAAAGUAUGCAUAGUAACGUCAAAUAUGUUGAUCAAAAGCGUCGCGAGCAUUCAAGGAAAGACACGAGGAGUCAAACGGGAAGAUCUGAUUCACAGAGGAACUCCAGGAUCAACUCAAGGGCCUCCUGUUCUUCUAUGAAUAGUAGACCGUCCGUUCAAGGAGAUGACAGUGGCUAUCAUUACCUGAACCAAUCAAUGAUGUCAUCACCCAGAAUCAGCACCUCGUUCCAUUCCAAACAAAUCGUGUAUCCACCCCAGACAGUUAGUACAUCUGCAAAUCAUCCUCGAUCUGCCUCAGAGUUGAGUUUCAGAAGCCCAAACCCUCAAUGGCAUCAUACAGGACACUCUUGUGCAACAUCUACCGGUCAGAGAAGAUACAAAAGCUUCCAGGAUCCCACACAGAAGACCUACAGCGGAGACGUGCUGCUGAAACACGCUCAUCACUUCACUCAGGAGAAACCAUUCACACCGAGAACUCUCAAAUCAGACCAUAAGUCCACACUGUUACAGUAUCGCUAUUACACUCCCCCGAAGAGGAAAAGUGAAGAGAAGAAUUCAUCGUCCAGGAUUGUACGACAGGAGACGUACCAUGGGAGCACACUGUCCAAGCGAGGCUUUUCACCACAGCUCGACUCACCACAGCCUUUUAGUCUUGAUCACGAGUGGUCGGAUGAAGAAUCAGAUUCAUUUAGACAUCACAGCAGGAUAAACAGGGUUUCACCAGAGGGCAUGAGGUCGCCCAUAAUGAGAAAAGUAACAGCAGAGGAAGAAGAAUUGAUGUACCUGGAGUUUAUUGCAGAUGUGACCAAUGAGAUCUUGGCACAGAGCCUCUACUCUGACAGGGUUCUGAAGCGGGUAUUUGAACGUCACAUUCACAUGAACAGACAUCGAUUGGAUGAGAAUAAAAUGCGUCACCUUCUGGACAACCUGCAGAAUGACCUGCAGAGUCCCUCUGCAGCCUCCAUCACAUCCCUGUGUGCAAAAGAAUCUAACAAUCCUUCGAAACUUGCGCUAGAGCUGCCAUCAGUGACCACAGACGGCCAUUUCCUUCUUCAUAUGGUGUUUGAUGAGGUCAAAGUCCAGAGAGAUGAUGUGACACCUGCUUUAGUGUCCACACCUGUAAACAGCAGCCUGUUGGAAAGCUCCAGUCAAACUGAUCUGGAGGAAGAUGAAAAGUUGCAGUUAAAUGUGGAGUUUAAUCAUAACACAGGCAGUGAAAUCUCUCUGAAUGUUAAUGAACAUCUCACCUGUGCUGAGGAACAUCCCAGGAACACUGAAGAUGAUAAUGAACUGUUAGAACAGAUUGAUGAACUUGGGAAAACUGUGACGGAGUCUUUAAAAGUGUCAGAGACACAGAAGAAUCUACAAGACGUGUUUGAAGAGGAGCAGACGAGAGGCGACAUCAGCGAUGAUGAGUUUUAAUUCACUUUGUUUAAAGUUCAGUGAAACUUUUGCAUAAACACAAUGAUAUACAUGUGUAGUAUUACAGUGAAGUUUCCAUAUGAGACUAAAUUAUUUUUCUAAAUUUUGCUGCUCCUAAUUUGGGCGUUUAAUUGUUAUCAGGUUAAGACCAAACACCAUUUAUUUUAGGAGGUCAGACAAAUUGUCAUGUGAUUUUUUUUUUAAACAUACAAAUGCAGUUUAUGUUUUUGACUUAGUACUUUACUUACUAUUUUAGUGUUUAGUUUUAGUUUGUUUAACAUUUAACAUGAACAGUUGCAGUAUACACGGAGUGAUAUAAAACAAGACGCAGUUCAUUUUAUUUAGAAAACGGAAGAAAGCUGUCUUUACAGUUGUGUAAGUCGACUUUUUUAUUAUUAGCAUUUGUUGUUACGUUGAGGUUUAAGCAGUAAUAUUUCCUUUUACACCUGCAGAUUUAAUCAUCCACUGAGUGUACUUACAUAUGAAAGAAACUUACUUUAAAUGUGUAAUGCUGUGUAUGUUUCUUUUCUUUUUCUUUUUCAAUUUAAGGGCAACUGUAAAUGUAAUAAUAAACGCCCAAAUUAGAAGCUCUUUCAAAACCACAAAUGUGGCUCUAACUGAGAGGUCAAGUCAUAUAAUAUAUAUAUAUAUAUAUAUAUAUAUAUAUAUAUAUAUAUAUAUAUAUAUAUAUUUAGCACAAUAAUAUACACUGCAGUAUUCAUACACUCAAAAAACGUGUAAAUUUUUAAAUGUGUAAAUUUUGAGAUUUACACAUUUAAAUUGCAUAACAAAAUUCCAUCAAAUUAAAUUGAGUAAUCUUUAACAAAAUACAGUAGAAAAAAGUAAUAUUUUAAGUUUUAUUAAUUUAAUUUAGUUAAAAUUACACAACUCAAUUUGAUCUAAUUUUGUUAAGAAAUUGAAAUGCGUAGCCUAAAUCUUAAAAAAAUAUAUUUUUAUUUUUUAGUGUAGUAUAAUAGUGAUAUAGACAGUGGAUUUUAUUAAAAAAAUAAAAUCUAUUUUUUUUAAAGCUUUUUUUAAGUGCAGCUAUAAGUGUCUUACACACAGUUGUUUACACUGACAUGUUCAUGCUGAGCUUUUGUAGUUACUCUGAAAUAUUCAAUAUGAUUAUGUUCUGUUCACAAAACUGUUCAUUCCUGUCACACCUGCUGAUUUAAUCAUCCAUUGAGUGUUUGUCUUUAAUAACUACUGAGAAAUGAAAGAAACUUUACUUUUAAGAGAGUUAUGUUUAUAUAUAUUUGUAAAUGACUUGACAACUGUAUUUUUAUUUAAUAAUAUUGAAUAUAGAUUAUAGAAAUGCUAC
Molecule: messenger RNA, 3145 nt
Organism: Myxocyprinus asiaticus (Chinese sucker)
Lineage: Eukaryota; Metazoa; Chordata; Actinopteri; Cypriniformes; Catostomidae
Gene: spata7
Product: spermatogenesis associated 7
Exons: 11
Coding region: 271-1824 (517 amino acids)
Biological process (GO): protein localization to photoreceptor outer segment; photoreceptor cell maintenance; microtubule cytoskeleton organization
Cellular component (GO): photoreceptor distal connecting cilium; ciliary basal body; rod photoreceptor outer segment
Source: RefSeq, a predicted model, not a curated record